AUGGAGCACGUGGCCACGUUAGCGACGAGCUCACGCUCGCCUCCGGGCUCGGUACCGAGCUACCACGUCCCCGUGAAGUGUCUCCAGGUGUGCGACCACACUUUCAAAGGCCCGACGCUCCGCAUGCGACGUCUCUUCUACCUCCGCCAGAUGCACAUCCUCAUGGAGCUGGGCAGGGCGGACACAUUCGGCCACGCGCGCCCGCUCAUCCAUCCCGUUCUGCACGCCGUGCCCCCAUCGCGCGGGCUCGGCUGGGCAGCAGAGCGCGGCGUCGUCGGCGGGUGGGCCGACGUGGACCGGCGGGAGCCGCGGUACAUCACCCACUUCCGCGGGCGGCCGUCGCUGCUGUUCGCUGAGGAGCGCGCGGUCAUCAGCGAGGCCUCCAAGCGCGCGAUCGUCGUCAUCGGACAGGCGGGCUCGCCCGCGCCCGAGAGCGGGGUGUCCGUAGGUACUUAG
Trametes versicolor FP-101664 SS1 is the source of this 456-nucleotide messenger RNA. RefSeq lists its product as uncharacterized. The record is from RefSeq and is a predicted model, not a curated record. NCBI's taxonomy places the organism in Eukaryota, Fungi, Basidiomycota, Agaricomycetes, Polyporales, Polyporaceae. The transcript has 3 exons. Bases 1 to 456 code for a protein of 151 amino acids.